AUGGCAGCAGCAGCAACAGCAGCGGCAGCAGCAGCAGCAGCAGCAGCAGGAGCUCCCAGGCUUCCCUUGGGGGGGCCGCUCGCUCUCCACCGCUGGGGGCCCCCCACUCUGUGGAAGCGGCCCACGGCGCAGCAGCAGUUGCUGCUGCUUCGCUGCUGCUGCAGCAGAGAUGGUGGUGUUCCUGCAGCAGCUGGGCAGCAGCAGCAGCCGCUGCUGCGCGGCUGCAGCAGCAGCAGGACUAUCUCCCCUGUAAGAAGCCAGUUGCAGCAGCAGCUGCUGCAGCAGCAGCAGCUGUAUCAAAAUCGCUGCUGGAGUAGUGUCUCCCACAAUGAGUCUCGGGGUCAUGUGCCUGCAGCAGCUGCUGCUGGGAGCAGCAGUAGAAACAGCAACUGCAGCAGCAGCAGCAGCAGCAGCAGCGGCAACAACAACAACAGCAACAACAACGGCAACAGCAAAAGUAGCAGGGGCCGUACCAGGCGCCGGCCACGACGCGGUGCUUCCAGCUCCCCCAGCAGCAGCAGCAGCAGCAGGAGCAGCAGCAGCAGCAGCAUAAGUGCAGCAGCACGGCGGUCUUUUGUGCAGUUCGGCGUUGCUGCUCCUUUGCUGCAGGCAAUAGCGCGUUUGGGUUUGCUGCAGCCAACAGAAAUUCAAGAAAAGGCCAUUCCCGUAAUAAAGAAAGUGAGUCUUUUUUAA
This is a messenger RNA of Eimeria tenella, 693 nucleotides long. RefSeq lists its product as uncharacterized. The transcript has a single exon. Gene Ontology annotation, molecular function: RNA helicase activity. NCBI's taxonomy places the organism in Eukaryota, Apicomplexa, Conoidasida, Eucoccidiorida, Eimeriidae. The record is from RefSeq and is a predicted model, not a curated record. Bases 1 to 693 code for a protein of 230 amino acids.